AUGGCUCUCGCCCUUCGAGCGCCCCGCUUCCAGCCGCUUCCCGCCUCCAUUCCCGCGACCUCCACCGCUUUCGCCAGCACCGCGAGGCCUUCCUCCUCCGCUGCCGCCACCACCGCCAUCUGCGCCGCCGCGUCGCCCUUCACCGAGGCCACGUCCUCCUCGAGAUACCGCCGCGACGCCUGGUCCUACACUGCCCAAGACUCCUCCUCUUCCUCGUCCGCCGCCGCCGCCGCCGCCGCGGCGGCAGCCUCGGGCCGCCGGGACGACGAGAUCGCCCUGCAGCUCCCGGAGCUGCGGAGGCUUCUGGAGGCUCUCAGGGCGUCCAGAGGGAAAGGGCUGGAAGGGGAGCGCGGCGGCGGUGGGCCCGGGAGGGUAGCGCUGGUUGGGACGGGGCCAGGGGACCCGGAGCUCCUGACGCUCAAGGCGGUUCGGGCCAUCGAGGCGGCGGACCUGGUGCUGUACGAUCGCCUCGUGUCCAACGAGGUGCUCGAUUUGGUCGCGGAUGGCGCCAGGCUACUCUACGUCGGCAAGACGGCCGGAUACCACAGUCGCACUCAGGAAGAAAUUCAUGAGUUGCUCCUGAGCUUCGCGGAGGCUGGUGCCAAUGUGGUGCGGUUGAAAGGCGGCGAUCCUCUGGUCUUUGGAAGGGGUGGAGAAGAGAUGGAUUUUCUACAGCAACAAGGAAUUAAAGUUGAAGUUAUUCCAGGAAUUACCUCUGCUUCAGGAAUUGCAGCUGAACUUGGUAUUCCGCUAACCCAUCGGGGUGUCGCUACCAGUGUCAGAUUUUUAACCGGCCACUCUAGAAAUGGUGGGACUGAUCCUCUACAUGUGGCAGAGAAUGCAGCCGACCCGGACACAACUUUGGUUGUGUAUAUGGGUUUGUCAACAUUACCAUCACUAGCUCCCAAGUUAAUGAAGCACGGUCUUCCACCAGAUACUCCUGCUGUUGCAGUAGAGCGUGGGACUACCCCCCAACAGCGAAUGGUAUUUGCAAUGUUGAAGGAUCUUGUGAAUGAGGUCCACUCGGCGGAUUUGGUUUCUCCAACUCUGAUAAUUAUCGGCAAGGUGGUGGCCUUGUCACCCCUUUGGGUUGAGUCAUCUGAACAUGACACACUUAAUAAUGAGAACUCGUCGCAACCGAGUACAACAGUUUCUCCUGUAUAA
Triticum turgidum subsp. durum (durum wheat) is the source of this 1164-nucleotide messenger RNA. NCBI's taxonomy places the organism in Eukaryota, Viridiplantae, Streptophyta, Magnoliopsida, Poales, Poaceae. The record is from the annotation of a GenBank genome assembly.